AGAGUGAAGGCAUCGUGCUGAAGUUUGGUGCAUCAGAAAACCCUAAUUGAAUCGUAGCAGAAGAAUGCAGCAGGGCGAAGGAUCUGAAACGGAAGUGACAUGGGAGGAUCAGCAGAACAUCAAUAAAUUCGGAAGGUUGAAUAAUCGCUUUCACGAGCUCGAGGAUGACGUCAAAAUCGCCAAGGAAACAAAUGACAAUUUGGAGGAUGCAAGUAACGAGUUAAUUCUCACAGAUGAAGAGGUAGUUCGAUUCCAAAUAGGGGAGGUUUUUGCUCAUGUACCAAAGGAUGAAGUUGAGGACAAGAUAGAACAAAUGAAAGAGGUGACGAGCCAGAAAUUGGAGAAGCUUGAAGAGGAGAAGGAAUCUGUGCUUGCUCAGAUGACUGAACUGAAGAAAAUUUUAUAUGCGAAGUUUAAGGACUCCAUCAAUCUUGAGGAGGAUUAAUAGCUUUGUUAUUGAUAGAUUUCGAGGUUUUUGUUGUCAAAAUCACCUUAUGGACCCUUGGAUUAUUUUCAGUCAGUUGAUCUCUUAAAAUUUCUGAAUGUUAUCGUACUUGAGACGAUAAGGUUAAGAAUGAAUGUGUUGUAGAGGACGUUGGGUUAGCACCCAUGAUAAAAAGGAUAGCCCUAGUAGAAUAUUUCAUGGUUAUUUUGGGCAUUUCAUUUGUCAAGUAAUCUGGAAGCCUAAGUAAGGAAAGUACAUUUGGUUAAGGAUAGCCCUGUCCAUAAGGUAGAGGGAACCGACAUUUUAAAUUUCUUAUUUUAAUAUUUUACCUUUUUCAUCAAAUUUAAGUUUUAUUCCAU
This is a messenger RNA of Abrus precatorius (Indian licorice), 804 nucleotides long. RefSeq names its product probable prefoldin subunit 4. Lineage: Eukaryota; Viridiplantae; Streptophyta; Magnoliopsida; Fabales; Fabaceae. The coding region runs from base 65 to 445 and encodes 126 amino acids. The transcript has 3 exons. The record is from RefSeq and is a predicted model, not a curated record. Gene Ontology annotation, cellular component: cytoplasm; prefoldin complex. Gene Ontology annotation, biological process: protein folding.